GACCCUGCGGGAUGCCCUGGAUUCCCAUUCCCAUUCCCGGCUCCUGCCCGGGGCCGCCGUGCCGGGGCUGCUGCUGGCCGAGCUCCGCGCCUACAAAUCCCUGCGGAGCCCCACGGCAGCCGAGCGCUACGGGGUGAUCUGCGACCUGCUGGGCCCCGCGGGAACGGGGGAUCCCGAGGGAAGUGUGGAUCCCGAGGGAACGGCGGAUCCCGGCCGGAGCCUGCCCAGGGCGGUGGCGCUGCUGGAGCUGGCGCAGCUGCUCUGCAGCCACAGCUUCGCCCCCCACACUGACUGCUCCGCCCUGGACGCCAUCCAGGAGGCCCUGAGGCUGCUGGAGUCGCUGGCCCAGCAUUCCCAAGCCCAGAAUUCCCAAAUCCGGGAUCAGCUCCUGGACGAGCGCGCCCAGGCCCUGCUCUGGCUCCACAUCUGCACCCUGGAGGCCCUCAUGGAAAAGAGCGUGGCUCGGGAGCGGCGCGGGCGGCGCCGGAACGCGGAGCUGCCGGAUGGAUCCGAGGGGAGCGCGGGAGAGCGGCCGGAGCCGCGGGACGGGAUCCGCUGCAGCCUCAGCUCCGACAGCGCUCUCUCCAAACCCUUGGACGAAGCCGUUUCCCUGUGGGAGCAGCUGCUGGAGAACGCCGGGGUUCCGGCGCUGCGCAGCCCGGAGCAGAGCGCCGGCUCCCUGCAGCUGCUGGCCGCGCUCUUCCUCAUCCAGGGAAAGCCCCUGCAGGCCCUGCGGAGUCUGCGGCUGCUCCGGUCCCUGUGCCGGAGGCUCGGGGAUGGAACGGGAGAGGCCGAGGCCCUGAGCCAGCUGUGCCGGAUCCUGCUGCAGCUGGAAUGUCCUGGCCACGCCCAGGUUUUCCUGGAAGAGUUGGAAUCGUGCCUGGAGGAGGAGGAGGAGGAAGGCAGCGACGAUUCCCGGCUGCUCCUGCGCCAUUCCCGGCUCCUGCUGCGCAGCCAGCUCUGCUGCCUCCAGAACCAG
This is a messenger RNA of Cyanistes caeruleus (blue tit), 979 nucleotides long. Lineage: Eukaryota; Metazoa; Chordata; Aves; Passeriformes; Paridae. The record is from RefSeq and is a predicted model, not a curated record.